This is a messenger RNA of Cucurbita moschata (crookneck pumpkin), 1383 nucleotides long. RefSeq lists its product as uncharacterized. The coding region runs from base 155 to 1276 and encodes 373 amino acids. The transcript has 2 exons. The record is from RefSeq and is a predicted model, not a curated record. Lineage: Eukaryota; Viridiplantae; Streptophyta; Magnoliopsida; Cucurbitales; Cucurbitaceae.
CAUUUUCCACUAUCAACCCGAUUACCACCAACAUACAAACAAACAGAGCCAUUCUUCAUUUUACUUUCUUUUCAUUUUGUGUUCUUGCCUUGGGAUUCUCCUCGAUUCAUUUCUCUUGGUAAAUUCUUGUAGAAUUCUGUUUCUGGGUGUUUGAAUGGCUUCCCCUGUUGAGAAUUUGAGUGUUGUAGAGGAAGAGAAAAAGGAAUGUAUUGGUGUUCUUGAGGUGUUUGUUCACCGAGCAAGAGAUAUUCAUAAUAUAUGCAUUUACCACAAACAAGAUGUGUAUGCAAAGCUUUCCUUUACAACACAUCCUGAAAACUCUGUAUCCACUAAAACCAUCAAUGGUGGUGGGAAGAAUCCUGUGUUUAACGAGCGUGUUCGUCUCGAUGUUCCGAUGAUCGAUACGACGCUCAAAUGUGAGAUAUGGAUGUUGAGUAGGGUCAAGAAUUAUCUUGAAGAUCAGUUGCUUGGUUUUGCUUUGACCCCUUUAACAGAAGUUGUUGUUGUGAAUGGAAAGUUAGAGAAAGAAUUCAGUCUUUCAUCGACCGAUUUGUUCCAUUCUCCCGCCGGGUUCGUGCAGCUAUCGCUUUCGUAUAAUGGUGCUGCUCCAGAAGUCAUGGCGAUACCGGUCGUUGAAACAAUUGUAGAGGUCGAAGAUUCGGAUUUAACCGAGCCACGUCCAAGUGAUUUGGAUAUGAUCGAAUUCCCCGAUCCAAAGAUUGCGAAUGAAGAUCAGAUAAUGGUGUCUGAGUAUUUUGGUAUCCCGUGUUCGAAUCUAGAUUCUGAAUCUUCUGAGAGCUUGACUAUUUCUGAAGUUGAAAAUCAUGGUAUUCCCGUUGUCGAAAGCUUUCCAACGAUGAACGACAAGUCGAACGAAGAAGAUUCGAAGGUCGAUUCUCCACCGAACAAUGUGCAAAAUGAUACGGUUUCUUCACCUUCGUCGUCGAAAGCUCAAGCCAGUUCAAAUGGCACAGCUGAUAAAGAACAAACAGCUGAAAAUGGUGAGGUUUAUGGUUCCUCUAGUGACACAAUUACGAAGCCUUUAGUUUCUGUAAGCGUUGAGCCGCCGGAGGACAAGGUAGUGCAGCAAGACAUUGUGGAUAUGUACAUGAAAAGUAUGCAACAAUUCACUGAGUCAUUAGCAAAGAUGAAGCUUCCUUUGGAUAUCGACACCAACAGCUCUCCGAGUUCAGCUACCUCGAGCUCCGACCCAAACCUAAAAUCUCCCAAGAACAGCGGCUCCCGUGUGUUUUACGGGAGCAGGGCGUUCUUCUAAUUGAGCGAGUUCAUCGACUUUAGAUCUUAGAAUGAGGCAGCUAGGCAGCUAAAACGAGUUUGUUUUGUGUUUUGUUUGGUUUUGAGGAUGUUUUUUUUUUUUUUUUG